Molecule: messenger RNA, 1700 nt
Organism: Aphis gossypii (cotton aphid)
Lineage: Eukaryota; Metazoa; Arthropoda; Insecta; Hemiptera; Aphididae
Exons: 4
Coding region: 569-1201 (210 amino acids)
Cellular component (GO): nucleus
Molecular function (GO): DNA binding
Source: RefSeq, a predicted model, not a curated record
GAAUGUCUUACAAUAAAAUGCAAACGCAUUGUAAUAAAAAAGCGUACAAUACUUAAACAAAAUGGGAAGUUUGGAAAUAUAGAUGAAACUGCCGCUGUUUUUAAUAUAGGUUUAAUUCUUUUAAUUUUAUUGACUGUUCUAUCAUUUAAGAUAAUUUCGUCAAAAAGUAGAAUAUCAUUCUCUUCAAAAUGCAAUUCAUAAUAACAUAACAUCUUUCAGUGAGCAUUUUAUCUUUUCUAGGUAUAGAAUAGAUCUAUGCGAGUUUGCUAAAAUCUCUGUACCUAUUCUAAAAACAUAUGUAACAAAUAAUUAAAUAGGGAAAUGAUAAUCAUAAAUAGGGUAAACGGUAAACCAUACAGUUAUUGGCAGGGGUAUAGUUAUCGGCAUACCAAACUUAUUUUAUCGAUAAAUAGUGCUGUGUUGGAUUUUAAAAAGAUUUUUUAUUUUUAAAUAAUUGGUCAUACUGUCCUAUUUAUAUUUGCGCCAAAAGUAAUCAUUAUUUUGUGACUGAUAAUAUAUAACAUUUUGUUCAAGAAGUGACGCUGAACAGCACGUCAAAAAAGACAAAAUGCCAAAAAAAACGAGCAAUUUUGACAACAUUAAUGCAGCUAUAAAGGCUAUUCAGGAUGAUGGCAUGUCACAAAACUCAGCUGCCAAAAAAUUUGGUGUUGCUCGUUCUACUCUACAGUUCAGAUUAAAAAACCCAAAUAAACAAAACUUUUCAUGUGGACCUUCAACAUUCUUAACUACCAAUGAAGAAGAGACACUAGUAAAAUGGUUACUCGAAUGCUCAAAGAAAGGAUUUCCUAGGAGGCGUGAAGACUUACAAGACAGUGUCAAAAAAUUUUUAGAUGAACAAGAGAGGCCAAAUCCAUUUAAAAAUAAUUUACCUGGGAUUGGUUGGUAUAAAGCUUUUUUAAGAAGACAUCCAAUAUUAUCAAUAAGGACUAGUGAACUUGUUACCAAUGCAAGUUCCAAUGUAAGUGAAUAUGAUAUCAAAAAAUGGUUCAAUGACAUUCAUAGUUAUCUAACAGAGGAAAAUUUAGUUGACAUUUUGAAUGACGGCCGUAGAGUAUUCAAUGGGGAUGAAACAGGGUUUUCACUUUGUCCCAAAACUAAAUGUGUAUUGGGUCCAAAAGGGUCCAAAGACAUUUAUGAAGUUGCAAAAGCCAGCAGAUGUUGCAGCAUUCAGACCAAUUAAAGCUGGCUGGAAAAAAGGUGUUUUUGAUUGGCGCAAUGAACAUCCAGGUAGUGCAGUAACUAAGAUUGAUUUUUCUCCAAUUUUGGAUAAGGUUUUGAAAAAUACAGUAAGAGCUGAAGUUUUAAUAAAUGGUUUUAGAGCUUGUGGACUUUUCCCUUGGAAUGUAAACAAUAUUGACUUUAAAAAGUGUUUGGGGAAAAAAUCCAAAUACUGAAAUAACUGCAGUAGUUAAUAAUGAAACUGAUACUGGUAUGCUAGAUUACAAGCAAUUUAUAUAUUAUAAUAAAAAUAAGUUUUAGUUGUUAUAUAAUAUAUGUUUUAUGUCUGAUUUUUGUACAAACUUUUUCGUAUUACUAUAAGUUAUAGUUUUAUACUAUAUUCAUUAGAUAUUAAAAAUAUUUCCUAAACUAUUGAUAAUAUUAGAUUCUACAAAAGUUAUCUGUUUAAAAUUUAAAUUUAAUUACAAAAGAAAUACAAUAUAAAUAUGUUUGUGCUAUUA